Molecule: messenger RNA, 899 nt
Organism: Grammomys surdaster
Lineage: Eukaryota; Metazoa; Chordata; Mammalia; Rodentia; Muridae
Gene: Ccdc137
Product: coiled-coil domain containing 137
Exons: 6
Coding region: 1-876 (291 amino acids)
Source: RefSeq, a predicted model, not a curated record
AUGGCGAGGCCUGGGGUAGCGCGGAUCACCGCGCGAUCGGCGGGUCAUGGAGGAUCGGGACAGCCGCAAGCGCGGCGGCGGCGGCAGCAGCAGCAGUCGCAGGGACAGCAGCGCUCGGCCUCACGGCCGGGACAGCGCAGCAAAGAAAAGAAGAAAGUGAAUUCCAAGCCUAAGAACCAGGAUGAACAAGAAAUCCCUUUCCGGCUCCGAGAGAUCAUGAGGAGCCGACAGGAGAUGAAAAAGACUCUAAGUAACAAGAAGAGAAAAAAGGAGGCCCAGGUGGCUUUCAAGAAGACAUUGGAAAAGGAAGCAAAGGGAGAGGAGCCAGACAUCACUGUCCCCAAGUUCAAGCAGAGGAAGGGAGAGUCUGAUGUGGCCUACAUCCAGCGCAUGGAGCAGGAGGCCCAGCAUGUACUAUUUCUUAGCAAGAACCAGGCCACUCGGCAGCCAGAGGUGCAGGCAGCUCCCAAGAAGGAGAAGUCUGAGCGGAAGAAAGCGUUCCAGAAACGACGACUUGAAAAGGCUCAGAAGAAAAGGGAAGCAAGGGCUGUGGACAGAUUGGAGCAGGAGCUGCUAAGAGAUACUGUGAAGUUUGGAGAAGUUGUGCUGCAGCCCCCGGAGCUGACAGUACAGCCUAGAAGGAGCACAAGCAGAGAUGCGCCUGGCAAGAAGUCACUGAUGCUGAAGAUGCUGUUGGGCCCCAGUGGUGGGUCCCCAGCUCCAGCCACCUCACUGGCCCGCCAGCGGAUCCUGGGGGAAGAGCGGGAACGGGCUGUGCAGGCUUACAGAGCCCUGAAGAAGCUCCAUCGACAGGAAGUGACACCUGCACAGCCACCAGGCAGCUCUUCCCAGAGGCAGCUCCAGGCUUGUCUAUGAUGCAGAGACGCAGGGGUCUGAUC